Amoebophrya sp. A25 is the source of this 1454-nucleotide messenger RNA. The record is from the annotation of a GenBank genome assembly. Lineage: Eukaryota; Dinophyceae; Syndiniales; Amoebophryaceae.
AUGGAUUCCACACGAGACGCAGUGGAGGAGGAGAAGGCGGCUGCUUCUAGGAAAACAAGCACCACUGGUGGCGCAAGUGGUUCAAAACAAAGCACUCGCGUUCGGCGUACUACAGCAUAUCGUCAGGCUGUUUCAAGGACCAACAAAGCCAACCAAACUCAGGGGUGGCAAGCUCCUACCGAGAUCACCUUCCAAGACCAAGAGGCGGCUAGAGCAAUCAACAGGAAACUACAAGAGGAACGAGAGCGCACCCCUCUAGUCGAGCCGGAUCCUGUAGUAGAAUUGGAGCAGUUUCAGCGCAGAUCACGCCAGCCUUUCUCUUCUUCUGUUUCUGCAACAAGUUGCUCUUCUGGCGGGCGAGGGCAAGUAGAUUUAGAAGAAGAAGGAGAUCAGGAGACGCCACUCGAAAUGUUGUGGUCAUUUCUGCAGACAUGGAAGGCAUGCACGCAGGCGGCAUAUGCACGGGACGCAAAAGGAAAGUGGAAUGAGGAAAGUGCAGAAAUGAAGAGCUUGCACUUGCUUGAGUAUCCACCAAAGGCUUUGAGGCUGAUACAGCGGCAUCCAGUUAGUAAAACAGAACUGGAGUCGAUGCUGCCCGCCAUUGUGAAGGCUAGAGGUGCUCUGCUUGGUAUGAAGAGCAAAGCUGAUAGAACGGCUGGUGCUGGUUUUGUUGUACCUGAAGAAGAACAGGCGAAGGAAAAAGUGGAAGGACAAGCAGUCAAGAAGAAGAACAAGAAGAAAACGCUCGUGUCUUUAGUAGUUAACGGAGAGCCGCGCAGGCUUAUUCCUGGGACACCACUUCCAGACACCUCGGACAUCGAAGAUUACUUGUUGUUGAUUCUUCGGACGCCUCUAGCGGAUUAUCUCGUUACAACAAUCAUCGGAGGCGUUCAUCCGAACUUCAUUGCAGUGCUGCCAGUGCCUUUCAGUGGGAAGCCUCAUAGGCUGGACAGAUCGCAGUACUUCUUCAGUGAAAACUUUGCGAGUUUCUCCAAUGAGGCGAAAAGAAGUGGUAAUGUUAAAGUGUGCGCAGGUAUGUGGUCACGGGAGUGCGGCGUUCAGGUGGGGCCAGAGUUAGACCUUGUCUACGAACAGCGCAACAAAGACGGCCAGCUGGUUCCAGUCGGGGAUGCUUCACUCUCGUCGAAGAGCGGCGAAGGCAACGACAAGACGCUGAAGCAAGUGAUACCAAAUAAGUCACUACUCAAAGUCUUCGAGACUUCUAAUGACAUCUACGCGCAGACACUAGCUAUUCUGGAGCAUAACAAAGUAGCUGCAAACGCGUUAAAGCCUAAGAUGAAGAGAAAAACGAGGAAAGGGAUCAAUGCACCUGUUGCGCGCAAGGGAGGGCUAGCGGAUAAGGUAGUGUCGAAGCAGAGCAGUAAAGUGACAGCGUCAUCGGUAUCAGAAAGCGAGAACGGUCAUGCAAGAAAACGUCGAAAGAAGCAACAGCC